Bipolaris victoriae FI3 is the source of this 1530-nucleotide messenger RNA. RefSeq lists its product as hypothetical. Gene Ontology annotation, molecular function: DNA-binding transcription factor activity, RNA polymerase II-specific; zinc ion binding. Gene Ontology annotation, biological process: regulation of DNA-templated transcription. The transcript has 2 exons. Lineage: Eukaryota; Fungi; Ascomycota; Dothideomycetes; Pleosporales; Pleosporaceae. Bases 1 to 1530 code for a protein of 509 amino acids. The record is from RefSeq and is a predicted model, not a curated record.
AUGGUCGGGGUUCCAGGGCGCUCCAAGGGAUGUGUUGACUGCAGGAAGAGGAAAAAAGGUUGCGACCUAGUCCAACCCGAAUGCGGCCAGUGUAAGGGACGUGGGAUAAAAUGUGGAGGUUACGACUCUGAUCGCAUCUUCAUCUACCAGCAAGGCACGCUAAGUCGGGCUGCCGCGCUCAAAACAGACAAAUGUGCGACCGUCAAGACAUCGCCAACCCAGCCAGAUCUGCACGACUACCAAGUGGUGCAUCAUUCAAAGUCCACCUUGGCUGUACAACGAUGCGACGUACACCCCACUCCUGUGAAUUUGAUACUUCCCCAGAGCCUUGCCAAAGCGGCCUACAGCGAGAGGACUGUUGCUGCGUUUCUGGAAAUGUACAGCCCUGCAGGGAUAAUACGUAACACCAAUGUCGACGCAAGGGAACUGUUUAAUUUGCUACCUUUGCUCAGUACACGUGAUGAGGCACUGCAGAUGGCUACCCUGGCCGUCGGCAUGACACAACUGGGGAUUACCACAGGGAAUGAAAGUCUUACCCGGCACGGCAGGACACUAUACGGAAAGGCGCUCAAGGAAACGGCAAUGGCGUUGCGGAAUCCUGCUAGAGCAAACAGCAAAUCACUGCUCAUUGUGCCUCGCAUCAUGGGCCUUUUUGACAUGCUAUAUGGUGCUGAGCCUGACUCGUCUAACCAAGCUAAGAGCUGGCUCAGCCAUGCGGAAGGUGAACUAGCUAUGAUCAUCAGUCGUGGACCCGAGGCGUUUGCUGCCGAUGAUGCAGCCCACAUGUUCUUUACCACUGCCAGAUACCGACUGCUGGGACCCGCAAUACGAGCCCGGAAGCCGACCAUCUUCGAUGCACCGGACUGGAAAACGCUACCUUGGAAAGGAAGAACAAAAUCGUACGAAGAUGCCCUCAUGGACAUAAUGUGCGGCAUACCAGAACUCCUCUGGUCGGUCGAUAAACUCCAAUUCACCUCCCUAGAUACUGUUGAAAAAGAGAAACUCAGACUCCACACACUGUCUAAAUGCUGGACCAUGCAUUUCCAGCUCGAAAGCUGGAAAUCAGCAGACCUAGACUCCAUAUAUACCCCUGCCUUUGUAGAUCUAUACACCACAAUCUCUUUCCCGAACAUCGACAUCGCCUGCCUCACCGUCCGCUACUGGCUCAUCUGCCUCUUCGUCUACUCCUCCCUCGACAUCGCCUCAGGCAUCGACCCUGCAGACGACUACUCCCUCUCUCAUCCGGACCGCCCGCACCCCCGCCCCUUUGCCCGCAUGAUCACCCGCUCAGUCGACUACUUCAUGCAAGAAAAAUUUGGCGUCACAGGACUAAGCGCCAUGUGGUUUCCCCUCGGCAACACGCUCUUCUACAUGAACCGCCACCGUGAUGCCGACGAGGCCUACAUCACUGCGGUGAUGAAGGCAUGGGAGAAACCCAAGCUACCCAGUGCAAUGAGAGAGUUUCUCAAGAGCUUCCGUAUGACGGUAGAUUUGAGGACGCUUUCUGCGCGGCCCUUGAGCGAACUUUGA